Molecule: messenger RNA, 2856 nt
Organism: Sardina pilchardus (European sardine)
Lineage: Eukaryota; Metazoa; Chordata; Actinopteri; Clupeiformes; Clupeidae
Product: E3 ubiquitin-protein ligase RNF10-like
Exons: 18
Coding region: 1-2613 (870 amino acids)
Biological process (GO): positive regulation of myelination; positive regulation of transcription by RNA polymerase II
Molecular function (GO): metal ion binding; transcription cis-regulatory region binding
Source: RefSeq, a predicted model, not a curated record
AUGGAUGAGGAUGAGGAUGCUGGUUCAUGUAUGAAAGAUGUGUUCAAGAAAGUGCUGACUUUGUACAUACACGAGGCAACGAAGAAGGAGAAGGAAGAUAGUAGCGAAAGUAGCUGGAGUUCUUCAGAGGCCUUUAGUCUGCCCUCAGAGAGCAUUAAGAAGCUCUCCAGUGAGGAAUUUCAAGUGAAAGCCAAUGAACUGGUGAAUGAGUCUGUGAAGUGUUUCUUGCAUCAGCUGCUGUUUCCAUCAUGCCCAAGCAAAGCGGUUGGCCCAGAGGACUUCAUCCAGGGAACACCAAGCUCUAGCGGCUGUCUGGCGAAGACUGCAUAUGAAAGCUGCUCUGGAGACUCUAGCUGUUCGUCUCAGACUCUGAGUGAAACAGUGGACUUGUUGAGAGACCGAGUAGUGAACCAGGUGAUGGAAGCAGUUUCAUCAGUUGCAGAUGGUGAAAACCAAGUUGUAAAGACCACAAGGUCUUCAACUGCCGAGAGCAUCCAAGCCGUUGGUUUAUCCUCAGAGUAUGGUGUGAAUCGUUCUGUCAAGGAUGUCGCCUGCUCCACCAGUUCUUUGGGGUUGAUCAUUGGCUUACACACUGAUUCAGCAAAUAGACUAGGAGAGCCAAAGAGCAAAGUAAAAACAGAAGUGAAGAUCUGCAUCAAACCCAAAAUAAAGACUCUGAGGGUCAACAAAAAGUAUGUAUCUAAGAAAAAUGUAGUGGGUCCAGUGAUGUUUGAGGCCAAUGCAAGCGCAAACAAGCUGCAAGGAAAUGAUAUGCGGCAGGGGACAGCAGGUCAGAGCAGCGAGGCACAAACGUCCACAUCCCAGACAGAAAAGGGCUCUGAGGGGAAAUCCAAGAAACGGAACAUUUUUGCCAGAUUCUUUUCAUCCAUCUCCAAGUCUGUGCGGAAAUGCUGUGUUUUCCAGUUUGUGGUGAUGGAUGACCAGGACUACAAGGCCCACUUCACUGACCCAGACUCUCUGGUCAACUGGGACUGUGUGCAGCAAGUGAGGAUCUACAGCCACGAGGUGCCCUCCUGCCCCAUCUGCCUGUACCCCCCGGUGGCGGCGCAGAUCACGCGCUGCGGCCACAUCUUCUGCUGGCCGUGCAUGCUGCACUUCCUCUCCCUCAGCGACAAGGACUGGUCCAAGUGCCCCAUCUGCUACGAGGCCGUCAACGGACCCGACCUCAUGAGGUCUUCUAUGCAUGGGCACCUGGGCACGUACUCCAAGCUGCUGCUGGCCUCUGAGGAGCAGGUGCUGGGGCUGCUGCAGGAGGAGAAGGAGGCGCUGAGGACCCAGCUGUGCCUGGAGGAGAACGACCCGCAGGACUGCUUCAUCCAGAGCGCCCUGCACCAGCUGCAGGAGCGUGAGGAAUCUCUGCUGAAGCGGACCUCUCAGGAUGUGUCCGGUGCGGAAGGACUGGACCUGCGGAAGCUGUCCCUGUCUGACCCCCCCUCUCCUGAGGACGCUGUGGUGGUCUCCUAUCCCAGCUCCAAGACUGUGCUGCAGUACUCCUCGGCAUUCGACGACGAGGUGCAGGUGAUGCCAGACGUGGACCCUGUAGAGGUGGCUGAGGAGGUACCUGAAGGACCUGCUGAGGCCCUUGUGAAGCAGGAGGCUGAUGCAGAGGCCCCACAGGCAGUGGAGGGGCCACCUGUUGGUUCCCAGACUGAGAUGGGCAAACCUCAGACCUCAGAGCCUGGGCCCUACUACUACUUCUACCAGGCGGACGAUGGUCAGCAGAUGUUCCUGCACCCGGUGAACGUGCGCUGCCUGCUGAGGGAGUACGGCAGUCUGGAGGCCAGCCCCCCCGCCAUCACCGCCACCGUAGUGGAGGUGGAGGGAAAAGCCGUCACCGAGGAAGUGCGCCGCCGGCACAGGUACCUGGCCCACCUGCCCCUGACGUGUGAGUUCAGCAUCUGUGAGUUGGCGCUGCAGCCCCCGGUCCUCUCCAAAGAGACCCUGGACAGCUUUGCAGAUGACCUGGAGAAGAGGAAGCGUCUGCGGCAGAAGAAAGCGAGGGAUGAGAAACGGAGGGAGAGGCGUAUCGAGAUGGAGGAGAACAGGAAACAGGGCAAAUAUCCGGAGGUGCACAUUGGCUUGGAGAACCUGCAGCAGUUCCCUGCGUUUGGUUCUCCCCCUGACCGCGGCAGCAGCCCUCCUGCCCACCCAGAGUUCCUGCUGGCCCCCCCCUCACCUCUCAGCAGCAGCCCAGCCUCAGAUGGACUGAUGUUCCCCAGUCUGGGUGGGCACAGCCCUGUGCUGAGCGUGGGCAGUAUGGAGGAUGACUCCCACUGCAUGUCCUUUGCCCAGAUGCUCCGAGAUGGCAAAGCCAGAGGUGAUGUUGGGCCUAAAAUCACCCCAAAGAAAGUGGACAUGCUGCUGGCCCCCCCGGUGGCAGACAGUGAUGGGGAGAGCGACGGCUCGGACCGGGUUCCUGUGCCCAGCUUCCAGAACUCCUUCAGCCAGGCCUUUGAGAAGGCGCUGAUGCAGCUGGACCAUGGGCCCCCAGCCGCCCCGCAGCUGGCUCCCAUGCCAGAAGAGAAAGGGGGCAAGAAGAAAAAGAAAAAGCAGAAGCUUCUGUUCAGCACCUCUAUGGUUCACACCAAGUAGAAGAGGACUCGCAAACACACACACACACACACACACACACACACACACACACCUCAUACUCCCUCAGCUCAUGACUCAAGUUAUCCCCAUCCAGCUGUGUAUCUUGCUUGCCUCUCGUUUUUAUUCUCCACUCUCUCAAGUAACAUUGAUUCUCAUUGUAGCUGCUUAUUUUACGAGUGACUUGGCAGCUGCAAACCCCUGUGAAACAGCAGUGUCCUUCUGCACUGCCCUAACUUGGCCAUG